Astyanax mexicanus (Mexican tetra) is the source of this 3709-nucleotide messenger RNA. It is a transcript of the gene ostm1, whose product is annotated as osteoclastogenesis associated transmembrane protein 1. Gene Ontology annotation, cellular component: cytosol. NCBI's taxonomy places the organism in Eukaryota, Metazoa, Chordata, Actinopteri, Characiformes, Acestrorhamphidae. Bases 102 to 1004 code for a protein of 300 amino acids. The record is from RefSeq and is a predicted model, not a curated record. The transcript has 6 exons.
GAGGGAGAGGGAAACAGGAAGCGGAGUGAAGUGAGGGAGCGGAGGAGCCAGUAAACAGUGCGGUUCUCCUCUUUGUACUACGAGCUCUGGCGGCCGGGAGCAUGUCCGCGGUUACAGGGGCGGGUGGCGGCGGUGCGCGGGGCUCAGCGGUGUGGUGGACCGCGCUGGCUCUGAUCGGAGGCUUUGUCCUGUCUGUCCGCGCGGCGGAGGAGAGCGACUCCGGGGACGCAGCGCGCCCGCUUUCCCCGCUACUCGCGGAGCCGAGCGGACCGGGCCUCCCCGCUAAAUUCCCGGAUGACCUGGAGGUGAGCGAGAGCUGCGUGGAGAUGCUGCGGCUGUUCGGGGAGCGGUACGUGGCCGCGGUGAACUGCCUGGUCUCCUCCGCCCGACCCGUCAGAGUCUGCCAGAACUGCUACCAGGCUUACAGCAGCUUCAACGACAUCUACACCAACAUCUCCUCCGGACAGUCUGGAAAUGUCAGUUGUCAGGACAGUCUGAUGCGGUCUGACAGGCUGAUGUUGCUCUUCAAUUUAUACAGCAGCUUAACAGACAUCUGGACAUCAGCUCUGUGCACCCAGUGUUUGACUCCAGAUCAGAAGAGCUUGACCAACAGUACCCUGGACUUCAUCUCUUACCUGAACAAGUCCCUGAGCUGCUUUGAGAAGUACCAGGAGAACCACACUGAGCUGUGCAUGGACUGCAAGGCCACAUACAAAGGACUUAAUGAGAUGUACAGUACCAUGUUGAAAAACAAGGGUUACUGCAUUGAUAUAGAAGAUGCUAUGAAUGUGACACGUCGUUUGUGGAGCAAGAAAUUUGGCUGCACGGUCCCACGUGAGGAGACUGUGCCAGUCAUCGCUGUGUCCAGCUUUAUGCUCUUCCUCCCAGUCAUCUUCUAUUUGAGCAACUUCCUGCACUCCGAACAAAAGAAACGCAAGCUCAUACACCCCAAAAGAGCCAAGUCCAACCACAGCCUGAUGAAUAUCCAGGACAAGUUCAGCUGAACAGAGGAAGAAGGAACAGGAUGAGGAGAGUGGUGUUUUUUCACAAUGUCUUUUCCUGCUGUGUAAAUAACCCAGCACUUUCUGGAUGUGGGAUUGAUGUACAGCUCUCUUUAAUGGGCUUGGACUUAAAACAUUCUGCAUACCUGAUCACUGACUUGAAGAUAACUGCUUAGCAAUAGACAAAUGUGUAUUGUGUUUUUUUUUUUUUUUUAAACUUUUUCUGAUGCUUUUCUAUGAACUUUUCUUUAAUAAAUUAAAAAUAUUUAUAAGAGGACAGAUUAAUAUAAUUAUAUCAGCAUAGAGUUUUGAGCAGUGAGCCUGGUUGGUUAUUCUGUUGUCUCACUGCAACCCAGAAAACAUCUUUAUGCCUCUUAACAGCUUUCAUUAUUUAUUUUUUUUCCGGAUAUGGUGGGGUACUCGUACAUAUAACACAGCAACGGUACUUGAUGUCCAUUAGUGAAGGACCCAUUAAUAAAUAUGUGGUACAAGGUCAAAGGUGCAUGCAUGGAGUGAGGAGGAAAGAGCAAUGUCUGAAAUGAAAGGAGAAUGCACUUUACAAGAAGCUAAAGAACUGUACAGGUCAUGUGCAGCUUUGGCCAAGGCUUUUUCCCCUCUUUUUUUGUAUGUGAAAGAUCCAUUUCUACUCUCUCUGCGGCUAAUGCAUUAUGAAGUAACAGUGCAGUCAUGGUGUAGCAGCCUGACUGGUUAUAUAGCAGUAAUAGAGGAAAAGUGUUGAAUAUAUAAAGGAAAGAGAUACAUUUUACUGAGUUGAAUUUGUAAUUUUAGUGUAAUGUCUGGGGUCCAUAGAUUUUAUAUUCAAAAGCCAUUUACAUUGAAUAAGGGUACUCUAAGUGUAAAAAUUCAUUUUACCAAAGAUGAUUUGAACAAAUUCAUUCAGUAUCAUUUCCUCCAAACCCUGGACUAAUUGGAAAUGCAUGUUAUAAUUGCUCUAAGAUUUGUUUUUUGGUGCAGUUGAAAAGCCAGUCUUGUUAACAGGAGACUGUUGUUUUCAGGUUGUUUGGCCUUUCCUUGGACCAGUUUCCGCCACUUCAUUAGCAACUAAUCUAAAUGUAGGAUAAAGUUACUUGCCAGAAAAAUCUCAACAACACAUCCGUUUAAGCUGCCUUGGCUUUUUGGUCUUAUGGAGCAGAGCCACUGCCUAUCACACUGGCUGUUAAGCGCAUUGUGCCUGAUUUGUUGAAUCAUAUGAUUGCGUAGUGCCCGUGAGGGGAGCUAAAGGUGGAAAAUAACCUUUUCAUACGAGUUAAGCUCGCAGCAUAGUGAGAAUGACAGCUUUCAUUCCUAUAAGCCGUGUGCCUUUCUUUGCUCUGUAAGCAAUCCGGACUGGGGGCCGAAAGUCAUUACUCCUGACUCGAGCCGUGCAUGUAAUGAGGAGGCCAGUCACACGUCCAUGUGACUGAGGAACGAGUGUAAAAGCUGAAAUACCUAGGAAAACCAUGAGCAAAGUCCAGCUUUGCCUGACAAGACCCUUAGAGGGGAUGAGGGAAACGGGAGGGAAUAUGAGAUUAUCCUUCAUCACGCUCUGCCCUGGUUUGAAUCAGAGCAGUGACUUUGGACCUUAAGUAAUCAGCGCAUUAUGAAAGGCUCUGAGCUUUUAACUCAGCUGGUACUAAGACUUGAAGUCUGUAAUUGAAGCUUCUUGUUCAUGCGCAGAUCCUAAUGUGAAUUGUCAUAAGUAACUUCCAGAAAGGUUACAGAAAAAGAAAAGUCCAUUCUUCCUGAAUUUAAGGUGUGGAAUAUGUGGUUGUCAUUGUUACAUUUUUAGCUUUAAAUUUAACACAUUUUCUGUUUUUGACAGACUGGAGACAGGCCUCCCCAGUACCUGUAUCCAGCAGCACAUUUGUAAUGUUUUCUUAAAUUAAUAAAAUAAUAGUCAUAAUACCUAAUCAUUGUCCAAUUGUCAAGCAGUCACAGAUCUUUAAUGCUUCUCUGGCCUGCAAUAGUUCUUAUAAAAAGAUUUUGUUAAUUUGUAAGUUUUUAUUUACUAGGCUUUUGCCUUAUUUGGAUGAUUUUUAAAAAUUAAAUGAUUGGACUUUUACUAAAACACAUUGUUCUCUGCUUAUGUGUUUAAGGUAUCUUUUCUGUUGCUAAUUAUAAUGUUUGCACAUUUUUGUUUAAUUGUAUUUUUUUUAAAUUAAAUUAAACAGUUAAUUUGUUAUUUUUGGUCCAGUGUCACCUAUUAGUCACCACAACAUUUUUAGUUUUAAACAGCUGGCAAAAAUGAAUGUGGUUUAUUAUGUACCCCAACGUGAGUCUUAUCAGCCAAGACCUGUUGGUAUCUGAAUUUUGCUGCUUGAGUUUAUAACAAUUGACCUUAGUCAAUUGUUAUAAACUCAAACAUUAAGUAUGACCAAUUUUAAAUAGUUAUGCUAAACCUUAAAUAGUUACUAAAACUCUCAUUGAUUUUUUUUAUGUUCUAAUUGACCAUAAUGGGUUAUCUUGGUAUUUGUUCUAAACCAAAAAGGCAAAAUUCUGCAGAUUGACUGCAUCUGGGAUAAGUGAUACAUCUUCAAUAUUUUUUGCCCAGUGCUCAAGUUUUCAUUUUGCUCAGCUGUACAGUAUUUUGUGUCUGUAAUUUAUAGUAAAAAAAACCCACAGAUUUUGUAAAUUCACACCAUGCACAAAUCACAAUCAAUACUUUGUAUUUAAUGAUUAUUAAAUUUCUACAAACCAUCUUAAAAUUA